ACACUAUAUAUGGACUGAACCCAAUAUUUAUAUUGAAAAUGUACUUUACUAAUUAUAACAAUAAUACAAAUAUAAACAUAAAAAUUUGUUUCAAGUGGAAUACCCCAGCUCAUUUCUACUAGUCGUACUAGCUAGUAAGCACUGUACCAGCAUACUCAAAUCGUACAACAACCAAACUUUAAUAAUACAACCAAAAAUAAAAAUAAAAAAUAACAAUACCAGAAAUAUAACAAAAGAUAUUUAUAAAUUACGUUGCACCUUCAUUCUUCACUUGGCCAAACUGUCCACAUCUUACUACGAGUAUUCAUUUUCUCUCUCCUCCCUCACUCCCCCAUCCUAUCCAUCUAUACAUACAAACCCUUCGAAAAUAAACACCUAAAAAUAAAAGAAAAUAAAAAAAACAUUUUCACUUGAAUUUCUAUUUUCUCUCUCCUCUUUAAACCGCCUUUAGCUUGUGAGCAAGCUGCUCUCUACUCCACUUCUUAGCCACCUCUUCCUUACUUUCUCUCUCCUCUUUUUCUUCUUUCUUUCUUUUAAUACCCUUCAAUUUCAACAGAUCUCUUUCAGUAUUCACACUUUCUUACAUUAUGAACAAGCAAGAUUUCUUAAAAACCCAGAGUUGUGUUCUUAGAGUGAACAUACACUGUGAUGGCUGCCAGAGUAAAGUCAGAAAAAUUCUCCAGAAAAUUGAUGGGGUUUAUAAAACGGAAAUAAAUUCAGAGCAAGGGAAGGUGACGGUAACUGGGAGUGUAGACCCAGAAGUAUUAAUCAAAAAGCUUGAGAAAAAUGGCAAGCAUGCUGAGUUAUGGGGCCCAGCGAAAGGCUCUAACAACAACAACAACAACAACAACUUCAUGAAUCAGUUUAUGAAUGUUAAUAAUCAGAUGAAAAACUUCAAUUUAGACGGGGGUAAAAAUGGAAAAGACAACAAUAACAAGGCUCCAAAAGGUGGUGGUGGUGGUAAAGAUCAGCAUAAAGGUGGACAACAGCAGCAACAACCACAGCAACUACCACAGCAACAGAUGCAACAUUUUCAGUUUCUUCAGCAACUUCAGCAACAGCAACAGAUGAAAGGAGGACAAGGAGCAAAAAUGAUGGCUGCUCCGCCUAAGGAGCAGCAGCAGAAGGCAGUGAAGUUUAACAUGGCUCCACCUGAGGAUGACUUCGAUGACGAGUUUGACGAUGAUGAUGAGUUUGAUGACGAGUAUGACGAUGAAUUUGAUGAUGAGUUUGAUGAGGAUGAUUUGGAUGAUGAUGUUUAUGGUGGCGGACAUCACCAGCAUCAGGCGGUGAAGAGUGGAGCUGUUAUGAUGGGUAAGGAAGGAAAAGGCGGGUAUAAUGGUGCGGGUGAUAAUAAGAAAGGGAAGAAUGGUGGUGAUAAGAAGGGCAAGGAUGGUGGAAAGGGUGGUAAGAAGGAAGGUGGUGGGAUGGCUAGUAUGAUUAAGGGUAUGUUAGGGGGUGGUGGUGGAAAUAGUGAGAAAAAGAAGGGUAAUGAUGGAAAAAAAGAUGGUAAAAAUGGUGGAAAUAACAAAGGAGGUGGUAAAAAUGAACAUGGUAAGAAUGGUGAACAUGGUAAAAAUGGUGGUGGUGGGGGUAAAAAUGGGGGAGGAGGGGGUGAGGGUAAAGUGGUAAAACAUGUAACAUUUGAGAGUAAUAAUAAAGGUGGUAAAAAUGGUGGUGGUGGGGGUAAAAAUGGAGGAGGGGGUAAUAAUGGAGGAGGUAAAAAAGGUGGAGGCGGCGGUGGCGGAGGAGAUGGGAAUAUGAUGACUAUGGGCCAGAAGGGUAAUUUCCCAAUGGGUCAAAUGGGAAUGGGCCCGGCCGCGGCAGGGUUGCCAGCUUCUCACAUGAUGAUGAAUGGUGGUGGGCCCGGUGGCGGAGGUGGAGGUGGGUAUUAUCAAGGGAUGGGUCCAGGUCAAGGCCCAAGUCCAACCCAAUUCAAUCCUCAGCAGCAGUACAUGGCAAUGAUGAUGAACCAGCAGAGAAUGAAUGGCGGUGAGGGUUACGGGAUGAUGCCGCCUCAGGCGGCUCAGCCCAUGAAUAUGAUGUAUGGAGGACGGCCACCGAUGGGGCCGAUGGGCUACGCACCUUCAAUGGUUCCUCCACCGGGUUACCAUGACCCUUACACUUCCUAUUUUAGUGAUGAAAAUACUGAUAGUUGCAGUAUUAUGUAAAUUCUUCUCUGUAAUUUUUAAUUUUGGUAAUUUAUUUCGAGGAUAUGUUUUUAACUAGUGUGUGUUUUUAGAUCCUAGUAAUUUAGUUUCAUGUGGGUUUUUUUUUUUUUAAUUUUUAUUUUAUUUUGGGGUAAUUUAGUAUGAAUGUAGUACUUUUAGUUCAACUUGAAGAGUUGAUAAUGAUAAGUGUCAUUCUCGUGUAAGAAGAAUAGGAAAUGGAAGUUUUUGUUUUUUGGUAAAUAUAUGGUACUCCCACUAAUCCACUUGAAAUCUUUUAUUGUGAA
Messenger RNA from Chenopodium quinoa (quinoa), 2455 nucleotides. Its product is annotated as heavy metal-associated isoprenylated plant protein 32-like. Lineage: Eukaryota; Viridiplantae; Streptophyta; Magnoliopsida; Caryophyllales; Amaranthaceae. The coding region runs from base 588 to 2171 and encodes 527 amino acids. Gene Ontology annotation, molecular function: metal ion binding. The record is from RefSeq and is a predicted model, not a curated record. The transcript is spliced from 3 exons.